Ogataea parapolymorpha DL-1 is the source of this 1428-nucleotide messenger RNA. RefSeq names its product chitinase. Gene Ontology annotation, molecular function: chitinase activity; chitin binding. Gene Ontology annotation, biological process: chitin catabolic process; carbohydrate metabolic process. The transcript has a single exon. Gene Ontology annotation, cellular component: extracellular region. The coding region runs from base 1 to 1428 and encodes 475 amino acids. The record is from RefSeq and is a predicted model, not a curated record. Lineage: Eukaryota; Fungi; Ascomycota; Pichiomycetes; Pichiales; Pichiaceae.
AUGCUAUCAAGAUUUCUUCCUGCUUUGAUAUCUCUUUGUGCUUCCCAUGGUGGUCUGGCUUCCAACCUGGAAGUUCCAAAAAGUAAUAAUAAUACUUUUGUCACUGCUUUGUACUAUACAGAAUGGUCAUUCUAUAACAAGCACUAUCCAGUUGAUAUACCCUUGUCUCAUAUCACUAACAUCUAUUACGCAUUUGCGAAAAUUGACCUCAAAUCAGAAGGUACAUAUUGGGGCGAUGAAAAAGUAGCUUUGGAAGAGAUCAUCCCAUUAGUUCAUGAAGACACUAACAGUUCAUUUGGUGUACGAGAUGAGAUUCUGUGUUCUGAAGAUCACGCUAAAACCUCAUCUGAAGCUGAACCGAUGGUCAAUUCCACCGGAUUAAUUGGCCAGCUUCUGCAAAUGAAGGAGCUCAAAAAGGGACUCAAAGUUUCCCUUGCUAUUGGAGGUGAGAAUACCAAUCACGUUUUUGAAGGAGCCACAUCCAGUGAAAGGAAAACUGAGAGAUUUUGUCAAAAUCUUGUUAAUACCAUGAGAAAACAUGGAUUUGACGGUAUAGAUAUUGACUGGGAAUUCCCCGAUUUAAGAUCUGCCUCAAAUCUGAAUAAAUUGAUCAAAACUCUGAAAGAGAAGCUGUCUAUGGCGGAGAAGGAGAAUGGCAUGCUUCCAAACACAUAUCUCUUAUCGCUAGCUCUUCCUUUGGACGUCUCCUCCUUAAAGACCUAUGAGUUUGAGACCUUGCGAAAUUACGUGACUUACUUCAACUUGAUGGGUUACGAUAUUACCGGUCCUUGGUCCGACCGAGCUGAUUACCAUUCCAACCUUUACUCUCCAGAAACAUAUUCCGCCUCCAGCGUUAAUUACACAGUUCAAUAUCUUUUGGAUAAGAUCGACAAAAAACAGCUGAUUUUAGGUAUGCCAAGUUAUGGAAGAAGCUUCGAGGGGAUGGGUGUUGGAUUACCGUUCAAAGGAUGUGCGAAUAUCGCGGGUAUUCAACAAGAACAAAACCAAUGUAUUGUAAACUAUCAUAACUUGCCACCCCAGGAUUACACUGAAGUUCACAAUUUUACUGCCGGAUCCUCUUAUGCCUACAACACUAAGGGACUCGGCAUUGUCUUCUACGAUAGUCCACAAGCUGUACGCCAGAAAGCAAAUUACGUUAGAGAACUAGGUCUUGCGGGCGGGUUUUGGUGGGAUUCUUAUGGCGAUGAUUAUCGAGCGAAGAACAGAUCGUUGCUUUAUAACUUCGUUGACGGAUUAGGUGGAUUGUACAUGUUAAAGAUGAGUGAUCCAACCGACGACUUUUACCCAGAUGAGACGGAAGGUACUGCCGCAUCUUCAUAUGCAACACACUGCUGCUCUCCCGAUAUUCGAAUUUCUCCAGUAAAGGUUCUGUCAUGGGUUUUCUUCAUUCUGGUAUUCAUCUCGUAA